AAGGCCUCAUUAAGGAUUUCUAAGUGGCUUUUAAGUUUCUGUGUCACUCUCAAGGGUGCUUUGGAAAUAUAUAAGACACACCAGCGACACCGUAUGAGACAGAGAAGCCAGCAAUCAUCCAAGAGCAACCUAAAGAGGAACUUGAGCUAACAACAGAAAUGACCGGAGCUGCUGUGUCUGUGUGCCUGCUUUUUCUCCUGUCUGUAUGUUCAGCGUGUUACAUCUCCAACUGCCCUAUUGGAGGAAAGAGGUCCAUAAUGGAUGCACCACUGCGCAAGUGCAUGUCAUGUGGCCCCGGAGACAGAGGCCGCUGCUUCGGGCCAAGUAUCUGCUGCGGGGAAGGUCUCGGUUGCCUGCUCGGCUCCCCGGAAACAGCUCACUGUGUGGAGGAGAACUACCUGCUCACCCCCUGCCAGGCAGGAGGGAGAGCCUGCGGUUCUGAAGGAGGACGCUGCGCUGCUUCAGGACUCUGCUGUGAUGCAGAGAGCUGCACCACAGAUCAAUCCUGCCUUAUCGAGGAGGAAGGAGAUGAACAAACCAGCCAGUUCGAUGGCAGCGACCCCGGUGACAUCAUCCUCAGGCUCCUGCAUUUGGCUGGCCACAGUUCUCCUCAUCGAGUCCACCAAUGAGCUGCUUUUGCGUCAAGGUCUCACUGCAAGCUCUCGAGCUGUAGGGAUUAAAUGGGACUUGUAGUUCACAUAGUUGUGUUUUUAUGUUUGUUGUCACGAUGCUGAUUUUGCUCUUUUUCCCUGCAGUACUUCUGUAGAGUGCCUUUGUCAAUAUAGCCUAUUUUUAUGUAUGAAAUUAGGGGUGAAUACCGGCUGUGGUCAUCCUGUUAUCUGCAUGUUGAAAUAAAGUUUGAAGAGAGUAUA
This is a messenger RNA of Oreochromis aureus, 872 nucleotides long. RefSeq names its product isotocin-neurophysin IT 1. Gene Ontology annotation, molecular function: neurohypophyseal hormone activity. NCBI's taxonomy places the organism in Eukaryota, Metazoa, Chordata, Actinopteri, Cichliformes, Cichlidae. Bases 159 to 629 code for a protein of 156 amino acids. The record is from RefSeq and is a predicted model, not a curated record. The transcript has 4 exons. Gene Ontology annotation, cellular component: secretory granule; extracellular region.